AUGAAGGCAGUCAAGGAGGACGGCGUGUUCACCUGCGUGACUUCUUCGCGCGAGGAUAUUCGCGCGCACUUGGGCAGCAUCGCCGAGAUCAGGCGGAAGAGAGAGCUGAAGCAAGCUGAGGAGUUUCUGGAGGAGAAGGACAUCAGAAUCCACGAUGGACACAAGAAGAUGGUGGAGGACGUGUACAACGAGAUCAUGGAUGGAAGGAGCAACUACCCCGUUCACCCGCAAGCCGAGCUCCUUGUUGAAGCUGACCGCAUCGCCGUUUGGGAGGCACAAUUGGCCAACCCUGACCUGAAAUUUUCCCCGCGAACCACCAAACUCUGCAAGGGCUCCAAGUCUCCGUAUCUGCGCUUCAUCGAGCUCUGUGAGAGCCUUGACGACUGGAAGGAGAAGGUGAAGCAGACCGCCGCCAGGCCUAUUCACCAUGGCCCAGAUCAACCCUUGGACAUCGACGGCCUCUCGCUCAGCCUGAUGACGCAGCUCCGUGUGGGCUGUGAGCAGUGGGUGAAGGACUACAAGGACGAUGGCCAGAGCAAUCGGAAGAAGCUAUUCGACUGCGUCAAAGUGCUGGCAAAGGAGACCCACGAUAUGCGCGCCGCCAGCAGGUCUUUUUCACGCAUGAAGUAG
Molecule: messenger RNA, 630 nt
Organism: Sordaria macrospora k-hell
Lineage: Eukaryota; Fungi; Ascomycota; Sordariomycetes; Sordariales; Sordariaceae
Source: RefSeq, a predicted model, not a curated record